Molecule: messenger RNA, 4202 nt
Organism: Poeciliopsis prolifica (blackstripe livebearer)
Lineage: Eukaryota; Metazoa; Chordata; Actinopteri; Cyprinodontiformes; Poeciliidae
Product: TBC1 domain family member 10A-like
Exons: 9
Coding region: 465-2330 (621 amino acids)
Source: RefSeq, a predicted model, not a curated record
GCUCCCUGGUCGAAGCAGUCUGUCCAGCUGUAGCCUCGGAAUGACAGCACAGCACAUUAUCCCAGUACUAGCUGAGCUCAAAAUAAGUUUAAUUACAUAGACGCUAUGGGUUGUUAGUGUCUAGGACCUGGUUUUAUGUGAUGUAACUGUGAUGAGUCGAAGGUAGGAGCGGUCAGAAAUAGUUUAGGGUCGUGUUAGUACGAGCGGUUAAUGCUAACUAACAAUUAGCUUGCUAAUGAGGAAUUUAAUGCAAGUUUAACCGCGAAGGCUAACGGGUAAAUUAUUGAAUGAGGUCCGAUAAAAGAGGCUCUGGAACAUUUUGCAACCGGGGCGGUUGUUGGGGAAAGUUUUAUUGAGAUUUAGGAAUCAUGGCGUCGAUGUAGUUUUGACUGAGUUUGGGGCUGUCAACAAGCUCGCUGCUGACGUUAGCUAAACCUGGCUAGCCAGCUAGCUCUCCUUCCAUCAUGGCCAAAACAGAGAACGGCCGACCGUCCGUGGACAUGGGGAGCAUCAGGACGCUGAACAGCAGCCACAUGGAGGAUGAGAGCUCCUUGGGAUCCGACUCGGAGAUCAACGGCUUCACCAGCGAGAGGCAAGCCGACAGAUACGGCUUCAUCGGCGGGGCGCAGCAGUACUCGGAGGAGUCGGCUCAGGACGUCCCCCCUGAGGUGCUGAGGCAGCGCGAAGUCAAGUGGCUGGACAUGCUCAGCCACUGGGACAAGUGGAUGAUCAAGAGGUUCAAUAAGGUGAGACUCCGUUGUCAGAAGGGGAUUCCUCCCGCCCUGAGAGGUCGCGCCUGGCUCUACCUUUCAGGAGGGAAAGUGAAGAGGGAACAGAACCAAGGAAAGUUUCAGGAGCUGGACAGUCAGCCAGGAGACCCGAAAUGGCUCGACGUGAUCGAGAAGGAUCUCCAUCGACAGUUUCCUUUUCACGAGAUGUUUGUGUCACGAGGAGGACACGGGCAGCAGGAUCUGUUUCGUGUUCUCAAGGCAUACACUCUGUAUAGACCAGAUGAGGGAUACUGCCAGGCCCAGGCCCCGAUUGCAGCUGUUUUACUGAUGCACAUGCCUGCUGAGGAUGCUUUCUGGGGAUUGGUCCAAAUCUGCGAGAAGUAUCUUCCUGGUUACUACAGCCCUGGCUUGGAAGCGAUCCAGUUAGACGGAGAGAUCCUGUUUGCUCUGCUGCGCCGCGUCUCCCCACUAGCCUUCCGGCACCUGGAGAAACAUAAGAUCGACCCCGUCCUAUACAUGACCGAGUGGUUUAUGUGUGCCUUCUCCAGGACCCUGCCCUGGGCUUCAGUGCUGCGUGUCUGGGACAUGUUCCUCUGUGACGGAGUCAAAAUCAUUUUCCGGGUGGGUUUGGUGCUGCUUAAGUGCACACUAGGGACUCGUGAGAAGCUGAAGACCUGCCAGGGUCUGUACGAAACCAUGGAGCUCCUCCGGGCCAUCGACCCUCGCUACAUGCAGGAGGGAUUCCUGGUCCGAGAGAUUCUCGAAGUGCCCGUGACGGCGCGGGACAUAGACAGAGAGCAUCACACCCAGAUCAAACGCUGGAAGAAGAACCGCGGCGAGCUGAACUUCAGGCCCGCCCCGAGGAUGCACGGCGCCCGCAUCAUCAUGCAGGCCGAGCCGCCCAGGCGCCAGGACCUGCAGCAGAACCCCACCAUCGUGCUGGAGGUUCCCGAGCCUCCCCAGAAGCUGAACAAGGGCAAAGAGGAGCGGAAGAGCAAGAAGAAAAAGAGCAUGAAGAAACCGACUGCCAUCGAGGAGAUCCCAAACCCAUACCCUCUCCCCACAGAUACGCCUCCACAAUCUUUGAAUUCUCCUCCACCAUCUUUGAAUCCUCCUCCACAGGCUUUGAAUCCUCCUCCACCAUCUUUAAAUCCUGCUCCACCAUCUUUGAAUCCUCUUCCACCAUCUUUGAAUCCUCCUCCACCAUCUUUAAAUCCUGCUCCACCAUCUUUGAAUCCUCUUCCACCAUCUUUGAAUCCUCCUCCACCAUCUUUAAAUCCUGCUCCACCAUCUUUGAAUCCUCUUCCACCGUCUUUGAAUCCUCCUUCACCAUCCUUGGCUACGCCUCCACCAUCCUUUGAUCCGCCUUCUCCAUUCUCAGAUCUGCCUCCUCCAUCCUUGGCCCCGCCUCCCCCAUCCUCAGAUCUGCCCUCUCCGCCUCCUUACGCCACUGAAACCCCGGAGACCUCGCCAGAAACUGAAAUAAACUCCAAUCACCAGCAGAGUGCGCCUCCUACAGACCUUCCUGCUGCCAAAGAGUCUGCUCUCCAGCAAUCCACACAAAGCCUUAGCAGCUCAGAGCAGGAUACAUACCUGUAGCUGUAAAAGCUGCACAGCCGUGUGUGUAUGUGUGUGUGUGUGUUUUCAUACGUUUGUGUGUGUAAAAAGCACCAGCACCCUACAAUCAAAAAGCCAGCCUCGCCGGCGUCUCCCAACCGGCCAGCAUCCUCGUUAAUCUUAGCGCUGGACUUUUCUCUUUUUUGUAUUCAUGUUUAACACACUUUUUUCUGUAUUAUUAUUCACAUACUCUAAAAACUUAAGUGCAAAGUGUACAACUACUCAAAUCCCAUUAGUUGACUACGUCAAGCCACUUUAGGUGCUGAAUGCUCACUGCAAGUCUUAAUGUUCAGUUUAAAGUUGUUAAGUUACAAAGUGUUUGUCUUUGUGGAUUAACAUAGAAGAUGCCAAAGUUACGCAACUUCCGCUAAAUCUCAACACUAGUAAUUCAACAGAUAACACGCCAGCACACCUAGACUUUUCUGAUUUAGUCCACCAGAGGGCAGCCUCACACAACCUCAACCUGUUUUUUCACAUUGCCGGGACAACUGACCACAGUACUGAGUCACUAACUGUGCUCUCUUUUUGUAUUUGCUUAUCAGGAACAUUUUUGCUUUCAGUUGAACUGUAGUACUGCAAAAAUCUCUGGAGUUCAUCGUCUUCCACAAGCAGGUUUCUACGUUAUUGGACAAGAGAACACGGGACAUUCCUCUUUCUUUGACACAUUCCUGCCUUCUUAAAAGCUAUUCACUUUUUGGAAGUGUCUCUUCACCAUUACACAAUAUGCAGAUCUGUGUAAUGGUAGGACUGUGUGUGUGUGUGUCUGAGUGCACACGGACCUCGCAUCAAAACACGGUCAGUGAAUGACUACAGAUCACCUGUUGGUGCUGACCUUUUCUUUUUACGUUACUUGAGAAUUUGUAAGAACAAAGGUCAAUUUUUGGGGGGACUUUUAUUUAGUAUUCUACAGCUAGAUCUUCCAAAGAAAAGCAAGACUGUUCUGAGACUUAAAUGUGACAUUGUGCUGCAUUCACGGUCAGUGGGGAUUAUGGGAUUUCCAUGUGGGAGAUUUGUAGCGUUUUUCUAUGCGAUUACUUAUACGGAGACGUUCAGGGGUUGUAAGGAUUUUUGUAUUUCCUCUUUCAAAACACAACAAUACAUGUCAGUCCAGCUCUUGUUACUUUUAUCACUAAAUGCAGGCACACACUUGUGGAUGUGAGAGUGUAUAAAAACGUCAAAUAAUAUAUGUGUAUAAAAAUAUCUGUUAAAAAAAACCACUUAGAAAGCAGUGGGGAUUAGGAUAAUUUGUGACAUCUGUAUGCAAUUUCUUUUUUUCACAUUUGUCUUCUGUGUUUAAAUACUUUUUUUGUGUAGAUAUGACAUGUAUAAAAAAAAAAGAUUUUUGUCUUUAAAAAAAAGCAUAAUGCUGAAUUUGUACUGAGUGUUUAAAGAAACAGACUUUAAGUCAAAGUAGAUUAACUUGACACUAGAAAAAAGGUUAAAAUAUGGAGUUUGCAGGAAACUUGCCACUUUUUUGUCUUCUUUUUUUCUACUCACUCCAAAAGGAUUAUUUUGUUGUUUAUUUACACUAGAGAUACAGAUGAUGUGUGAUUAACACGGAGGCUUGAGUUUUAUAGUUGCGGGAAAAAAUGUUUUUGGUUCUUCUCGCUUGAAACAGUUUGAUUGCCAAUAGUGCAGUGUGCCCUGCUCAACAGCAGAUGGCAGACUGGAGUCACUGCUUUGAACUCUCCUCCACUGGGUUACAUUAACUUUUUUUUUUUUAAUAAUACAGUUGCACCUUUUUAUAACUAGACGUAUGGAUAAAAUUAACUGCAUAUUUCCAUUACAUUUGUAAACAUGCUACAGCUGAGGUUGACGUUACGGCUCUCAUUUUGAAUAAAGUCCAUAAACGUA